AAUUUAUUUACCAACACUGUCGUUAUAUCAUUGUGUUGUUUAUUGAAAUACUAAAAUGUUGCGGCAAAUUUUGUUUACUAAAGUGGCCCGUCGCCUGGCGCUACCUAUGGUAGCCCAAAAUCGCUCUGCCAGCAAUUUGGACAAAUCUGAGUAUACUACACCUGGGGAAAUUGUGGAUUACGAUGAUCCACCACAUUUGCCAGUUCCGGAAUAUCCUGUUCGUCCUGAUGAGCCCCUCGAAACACGCAAGCAGCGCCUUUUGUAUCAGAGCCGAAAACGUGGAAUGCUCGAAAACGAUCUUUUGCUGAGCACUUUUGUUGCCAAACAUCUGAGGGAUUUCAAUGCCGAACAGACCGCCGAAUAUGAUCAGUUAAUCAAUGGAGUCAGCAACGACUGGGAUAUAUUCUAUUGGGCGACCGAAACAAAGCCUACACCCCCACAAUUCGAUACUGAAAUAAUGCGACUGCUAAAGGAGCACGUCAAGAACCAUGAGAAGGUACAAAGGAUCAGACAACCUGAUCUAUAGACCAAAGAACCCUAUUAACUUUAUACCCCACACUAUAAGAAUGUGUAUUAGCUGAUGCAUUACUAAACUAUUGUAUUUUUUAAAGGGUUUUGAUAUUUAAAUAUGAGGAUAUUAACUUAUGCAAAAAAAAAUUUGACAAUUAAAAUACACAAUAUUUUUCACUUGUUACUAUAA
Molecule: messenger RNA, 700 nt
Organism: Drosophila suzukii
Lineage: Eukaryota; Metazoa; Arthropoda; Insecta; Diptera; Drosophilidae
Product: succinate dehydrogenase assembly factor 2-B, mitochondrial
Biological process (GO): mitochondrial respiratory chain complex II assembly; tricarboxylic acid cycle; protein-FAD linkage
Cellular component (GO): mitochondrion
Source: RefSeq, a predicted model, not a curated record